Lachancea fermentati is the source of this 495-nucleotide messenger RNA. Lineage: Eukaryota; Fungi; Ascomycota; Saccharomycetes; Saccharomycetales; Saccharomycetaceae. The record is from the annotation of a GenBank genome assembly.
AUGUCAGAAGUGCUACCUAUUGAUGAGUAUGCACCUUUAUUUGCACCCUUCUUUGGGUUUGCGGGAUGUGCCUUUGCAAUGAUCCUUUCUUGUCUCGGUGCUGCUAUAGGUACAGCCAAGUCCGGUAUUGGUAUCGCCGGUAUCGGUACGUUUAAGCCUGAGCUGAUCAUGAAGUCUCUAAUUCCAGUUGUCAUGAGUGGUAUCUUGGCAGUUUAUGGUCUAGUUGUUGCCGUUUUGAUUGCUGGUGGCCUUUCUCCUUCAGAACCCUACACUUUGUUUAACGGAUUCAUGCACUUGAGUUGUGGUCUCUGUGUUGGUUUUGCAUGUUUAAGUAGUGGUUAUGCCAUCGGUAUCGUUGGUGACGUUGGUGUGAGGAAGUUUAUGCAUCAACCAAGACUUUUCGUGGGUAUUGUUCUGGUGCUAAUUUUCGCUGAAGUCCUUGGCCUAUACGGUAUGAUCAUUGCAUUGAUUUUGAACACUAGAAGCUCUGGUUAA